AUGGUGGAGGACUACCUGGCAAAUUCUUAUCAGGAUUCAGUGACGUUUGAUGAUGUGGCUGUGGAGUUCACCCCAGAGGAGUGGGCUUUACUGGACACAACUGAGAAAUGCCUCUACAGAGAUGUGAUGUUGGAGAACUAUGUGAACCUGGCCUCUGUGGUUUUCUGCUUAACUUCAGAAUGGGAAAUACAACCUAGAACCAAAUGGUCAUCACUUCAGCAGGGUUUUUUGAGGAAUCCAAUAUUCAAUGGGAUACAAAUGCAGACAUGAAGCUACAGUGGAUGGAAACUCUGUGAGAAUUGUGGAGAGGUCUUCAGUGAAUGGUUUUGCCUUAAGACACACAUGAGAGCUCAGAAUGGAGGGAACAUUUUUGAGGGUAAUUGUUAUGGAAAAGACAUCCUCAGUGUGCACAAGGAAGCCUCUAUUGCACAGGAACUUUCCAAAUUUAAUCCAUGUGGAAAAGUCUUCACCUUAACUCCAGAUCUUGCUGCACAUCUUGGAAUUCUCAAUGCAAGACAACCCUACAAAUGUAAGGAAUGUAAAAAAGGCUUUAAGUAUUUUGCAAGCCUUGAUAAUCACAUGGGAAUCCACAUUGGAGAGAAACUCUGUGAAUUUCAGGAAUGUAGGAGAGCCAUCACUCAUUCCUCACACCUAAAGCAGUGUGUAACAGUUCAUACUGAAAAGAAAUCUAAAAAGACUAAGAAACAUGGGAAAUCCUUCACUAAUUUUUCUAAACUUUCUGCACAUGUGAAAAUUCAUAAAGGAGAGAAGUCCUUUGAAUGUAAAGAAUGUGGAAGAUCCUUUAGAAAUUUCUCAUCCUUUAAUGUUCACAUUCAAAUUCACACUGGAAUAAAAUCACACAAAUAUACGGAAUGUGGGAAAGCCUUCACUAGGUCAACUCACCUUACUCAACAUGUAAGAACUCACACUGGAAUAAAACCCUAUGAAUGUAAGGAAUGUGGCCAAGCCUUCACUCAGUACACGUGCCUUGCUAUACACAUACGAAAUCACACUGGAGAGAAACCCUAUCAGUGUAAGGAAUGUGGGAAAGCCUUCAAUGGAUCCUCAACCCUUAUUCAACAUAAAAGAAUUCACACAGGAGAGAAGCCUUAUGGAUGUGUUGAAUGUGGGAAGACCUUCAUUCCUUCUUCCGAUCGUAGUAAACAUUUGAAAACUCACCAUGAAGAAAGGCCCUUUGUAUGCAAGAUAUGUGGGAAAGCAUUUCUAUAUUCCUCACCCCUUAAUGUUCACCUGCGAACUCAUACCAGAGACAAAGCCUUCGUAUGUAAAGAAUGUGGGAAAGCUUUUGCUGUUUCCUCACACCUAAGUAGACAUGAAAGAAUUCACACUGGGGAGGAACGCUAUGAAUAUAAGGGUAUGAAUGUUACCAUUUAG
This is a messenger RNA of Gorilla gorilla gorilla (western lowland gorilla), 1395 nucleotides long. RefSeq names its product putative zinc finger protein 812. Gene Ontology annotation, molecular function: RNA polymerase II cis-regulatory region sequence-specific DNA binding; DNA-binding transcription factor activity, RNA polymerase II-specific. The record is from RefSeq and is a predicted model, not a curated record. The transcript has 4 exons. NCBI's taxonomy places the organism in Eukaryota, Metazoa, Chordata, Mammalia, Primates, Hominidae. Gene Ontology annotation, biological process: regulation of transcription by RNA polymerase II.